Ictalurus punctatus (channel catfish) is the source of this 5553-nucleotide messenger RNA. RefSeq names its product zinc finger protein 271. Gene Ontology annotation, biological process: negative regulation of transcription by RNA polymerase II; regulation of immune system process; regulation of cytokine production. The coding region runs from base 1479 to 4586 and encodes 1035 amino acids. Lineage: Eukaryota; Metazoa; Chordata; Actinopteri; Siluriformes; Ictaluridae. The transcript has 5 exons. The record is from RefSeq and is a predicted model, not a curated record.
UACGUGAGUUCACAGAUGCCCGUGAUCAUCUGCCAAUGGCAGGAACUGAAGUUUUGUUUAUGAUAGGUCCAUCUGAAAUUCUUUUCACUCUUUUUAGACCUUUUUCCAAGAAUGGCUAUUAGCGUUUUAUUUAUUUAUCAUAUUUUUAUUUAUUUCUAUCUCCUCCCAGAACGUACCAAAAAGCUUUUGUGUAGCUCUGAAUUUCAGUUCAUAUAUUUAAGCAAAUUAUUAGAAAUAUUGAACUGUUGAACAUAUUUCCCUUUUCCUGAUCCAGAGGUGAGUGAUGUCCUGUCUACUCCUGCUGUCCUCUUUCCUAAACAUCUUACAUUAAUGUCAGCAAGAACAUCACAACACACAACUAGGAUGAUGUCAGAUGAGAUUAAAUGUGAGAAUCUGAAUCCCACAGAGACCUCUAGUAGUCACCCAAUUUCAUCUGGUGCUUUCCACACUGAUGCCUGUAACAGGCAAGCGCAGAAAGAAACUCACCAGUGCUCACAAUAUGAGAAGAUCUUUAGUAGAAGUGUAAUCUCAAACAACACUGUCUGAUUCAUACAGGAGAGAAGCCGUAUUUCUGUUCGCAGUGUGGGAAGAGUUUUAGACCUAGGAAUAGUCUCCGAGACCACCAGUACAAACACAGUGGAGAUAAACUGUAGAUAAUCUUCAGAAAUACCAGAAUGCUCACCCAGCUAUGAAUGUGGACAAACAACAGAUCUUAUAAGUGUGGGAUCUGAGUAGAUCCAUAGGCAUAUUUAAAGAGUACAAAGUUGUGAAUGAUGACUUUAUGAGAAUUAAUAUUUGUAUAAUGUCUGUUCUGUUACUGGUCUAUAUAUUGUCUCCUCAGAUAAGCCACAGUAGAUUGUGUACCAGCUGGUAUUUAUAAUAUAAUUCUGUGCACUUGAAUUGUUUUAAAACAACAACUAAGUGGUCGGAUUAUUAUUAUUAUUAUUGUUGUUAUUAUUAUUAUUUUUAAAUGUUAUUAGCCUUUUAUUCUGCUUUGGACUCUGAGUGACUGAGGUUGGUUUCUCAUUCACAGCCUGUUAAUCGAGUUAGCUGUUUCUCCAUAAUUGAUUGAGCCUUAAAUUCGCCAGUUUAUCAUUUGAAAUGUUCUUUCCACCUUAAAUGGUAAAGCAUUUACAUUCAUACACCAAUUAGAAGAGACAGAACUUAUCUUAACACUGCUCAUGAGCGCUAAUACAAUGUUCCAGUAGGUGUCGCUGUGAGCGUCUAGGUCCCGUUCCGCCACACAUCCACAGUAAUAGAAGAAGACGUGCUGCAGUUUUGCUGAUUGAUGAUCUGAGCUCUCCGACUCUACUAAUCAUCUUUACAUUCAAAUAUUUCUGACAGGGUUUUACCUCCACAGUUCCAUCUGAUCCGCUGUGGGUGUAUUUGAGGAGGUUAACUGAGUUCUGCUGUAAAGAUCGAGGUUCAAGUGGUUUUUCUACACAUCUGGAGUAAGAACAUCACGAGACACAACUAGGAUGAAAUCGGAAGAGAUGAAACUUGAGAAUCUGGAAGCCAUAGAGAGCUCCGAUAGUCCUCAAAGGUCAUCUGGUACUUUCUGCGCUAAGGCUUCUCAUAGACAAGUUAAAAAAGAAAUUCACCAGUGCUCACAGUGUGGGAAGAGUUUCGGUCAAAUGAGUAAUCUCCAAACACACCAGCGCAUUCAUACGGGAGAGAAGCCGUAUCACUGCUCACAGUGUGGUAACAGCUUCAGUUACUACUGUAAUCUCCGGCGUCAUCAGCGCAUUCACACCGGAGAGAGGCCGUAUCAGUGCUCGGUUUGUGCGAAGAGUUUUACUAGCCAGAGUACUCUCCAGCGACACCAGCGCAUUCAUACAGGAGAGAAGCCGUAUCAGUGUUCUCAUUGUGCAAAGAGUUUUAUUGAGAGCGGUAGUCUCAUAAACCACCUGCGAACUCACACGGGAGAGAAGCCGUAUCACUGCGCAGACUGCGGGAAGAGUUUUACACAAAGAAGUAAUCUCCAGCAACACCAACGCAUUCACACCGGAGAUAAACCGUAUUACUGCUUGGAGUGUGGGAAGAGUUUUAAUCGGCAGAAUGUUCUUCAAUUACACCAACGCAUUCACACAGGGGAGAAGCCCUAUUACUGUUUGGAGUGUGGAAAACAUUUCACUUUCCAGAGUAAUUUCCGACGGCACCAGUGCAUUCACACAGCUAUGAAUGAAGACAGGUGGUCUGAGUGGUGUCUUCUCCUGCUGUCCCCUUUCCUACAAACCAAGUUUAUGUGUGCAAGAACAUCAAGAGAUCCAACCCCGAUGAAGUCCGAGAUUGAAUACGAGUAUCUGGAACCCACCAGAAGCUCCAGUAGUCCUCAAAGGGCAUGUGCUGCUUUAACUGGUGACACCGCUCAUAGACGGGUGCAGAACGAAUGUCACCACUGCUCAGUGUGUGGAAAAAGUUUCACUAAAAGGAGUAAUCUGAAACAGCACCAGCUUGUUCACACAGGAGAGAAGCCGUAUCAGUGCUCACAGUGUGAGAAGAGUUUCACUAAAAGGAGUAAUCUCAAGCAGCACCAGCUUGUUCACACAGGAGAGAAGCCGUAUCAGUGCUCACAGUGUAGUACGAGUUUCACUCAAAAGGUUCAUCUCGUACGACACCAGCACAUUCACACAGGAGAAAAACCGUAUCGGUGUUCUCAGUGUGAGAAGAGUUUUAUUGACUGCAGCAGUCUCAUAAAACACCAACGAAUUCACACAGGAGAGAAGGUCUGUCGCUGCGCACUGUGCGGUUAUAGCUUUAAUUGCCUCAGCAAUCUUAAGCGACACCAGCGCAUUCACAAAGGAGAGAAGCCGUAUCAGUGUCCGCAGUGCGGAAAGAGUUUUAUCGAUAAAGGUAAUCUGAUAAAACACCAGAAAAUUCACACGGGAGAGAAGCCACAUCGCUGCUCACACUGUGGGAAGAGUUUUACACAAAGAUUUAAUCUCCUCCAACACCUGCACAUUCACAGAGGAGACAAACCAUAUUACUGCUCAGUGUGUGGGAAGAGUUUCAAUCGAGAGUACACUCUUCAGUUACACCAACAGAUUCAUACAGGGGUUAAACCCUAUUAUUGUUCAGAGUGUGGGAGGAAUUUCAGUAGUCUGAGUAAUCUCAAACAACACCAGCGUAUUCACACAGGAGAGAGGCCGUAUCAGUGCUCAGAGUGUGAGAAGAGUUUUAGUUCUAGCGAUACUCUCAAAAACCAUCAGAGAAUUCAUACAGGAGAGAAGCCGUAUCACUGCUCGCUGUGUGGGAAGAGUUUCACACAAAUAGGUCAUCUCCAGCAACACCAGCGUGUUCACACAGGAGAGAAGCCGCAUCGCUGCUCGGAGUGUGGCGAGAGUGUGGCGAGAGAACACAAGCACAUUCACAGGGCUGUGAAUGAGGACAUGCUGCAGUUCUCAGCACUCCACAAUGGCAGUGUUAAAGCAGUCAGAUAUGAGUUGUCCUGUCUUCUCCUGCUUUCCUCUUUCCUACACAUCAUAAAUUUAUCUCCGCAAGAUCCAACUAGGAUGAAGUCAGACAAGAUUAAAUGUGAGACUCUGGAGCCCACAGAGAGUAGUCAACAAAGCUCAUCCUUCCAAAAUAACACCUCUCGCAGACGAAUGCAAAAAGGAGGUAACCAGUGCUCACAGUGUGGAAAGAGUUUCACUCAAAUGAGUAGUCUCCGAGAACACCAGCGCAUGCACACUGGAGAGAAGCCUUAUACGUGCUCACAUUGUGGGAAAAGUUUCAGUCAAAGGAGCACGCUCAAAAAACACCAGCGGAUUCACACAGGAGAAAAGCCGUAUCAGUGUUCACAGUGUGGGACGAGUUUCAAUCAAAAGAGUCAUUUGAAAAAGCACCAGCGGAUUCACACGGGAGAGAAGCUGUAUCAGUGCUCGCAGUGUGAGAAGAGUUUUAUUGAGAGCGGUAAUCUCGUGAAACACCAGCUAAUUCACACGGGAGAGAGGCCGUAUCAUUGCUCACAGUGUGGGAAUAAUUUUACUAGACUAAGUAAUCUCCAGCGACACCAGCGCAUUCACAAGGGAGAGAAGCCAUAUCCAUGUUCACAGUGUGGAAAGAGUUUUAUUGAGAAGAGUAAGCUCAUAAAACACCAGCGCAUUCACACCGGAGAGAAGCCGUAUCAGUGCUUAAACUGUGGGAAGAGUUUUACAGAAAGGAGGACCCUCCAACACCACCUUCUUAUUCAUACAGGAGAUAAACCAUAUCAGUGUUUAGAGUGUGGGAAGAGUUUUAGAGAAAAGACUGCUCUCCGAGUACACCAACACAUCCACACAGGGCAGAAGCCCUAUUAUUGUCCUCAGUGUGGGAAGGGUUUUACUACCCAUAGAAGUUUCCAGCAACAUGAGCGCAUUCACACAGGAGAGAAGCCGUAUCAAUGUUCACAGUGUGGGAAAAGCUUUAAUAACCAGAGUAAUCUCCGAGAACACCAGCGCAUUCACACCGGAGAGAAACCGUAUCACUGCUUACAGUGUGGGAAGAGUUUUAUUAGACGAAGUAAUUUGCAGCGACAUAAACACCUUCCCACUGCUGAGAUUGAGGACAUGUUGCAGUUCUCAUCAGAAAGUGUGCAAAUUAACUAGGUCUAUUCUAAAUUCUUAUUUUGGGCCAAAUUGCUGGACCACUCGAUACAUUCUGGUGGAGAAUUUUGUAUAUUCCUUAUUAUUUACUUGAGGGGCAAUGGGGGUUUUCAUCACUAUGAAACUGUGAACUUCUAGACUGAAAUGUAAUGUUCUGAAAAGCAUUCCAAGUUCACUAACUAAAGGAGCAGAUGCUUUUAGAGUUUUAUUAUUAUGAAGGCCAAAGCAGGAUAUAUUAAGAACGGAUUAGAGGUCGACUGAUAAUGGAUUUUACCGAUAAUAAAAUUGGACAGUGCCUUCCGAUAACCGAUUAAUUUACCGAUAGUUUUUGAAAUUGAUACGGAAUGAAAACGACACUCAAAAUAAAAAAAUAAAUAAAUAAAUAAAUAUAUAUAUGUAUGUAUAUGUAUGUCCAAACUGAACACUCCAAAUAAAUAAAAGUAGAGACAUCCAAAAUGAAUUAAAAACACUUCUGAUAAAACAAAACAUGUCAGUGAUAGUUUUUUUUUUUCGCCUCUAGAGGCCGCUCUCGUGCUGUAUAAUGAUCGCGAACCCGCAACUGAGGCAAACGGGAAAACCUAUCCGUGUAUCGGUACUGAUUAAUCAGCUAAACUAAUCAAUCAGUCGACCUCUAGAAUGUGUGUAUAUAGGAUAUAUUUAUACCGAGACAUAAUGAAGACUAUCAUAUCUGAAAUAGUUGGAAUUCUAAUACAGAAUAGUCAAAUUAUUGCUGAAUAAUUAUUAUACUUUUGGAUAGCCAUGAACUAAAAUAAUUUGUAUAUUGCAAAUUUUUCAAAAUAAUGAUUUAACAGAUAUAUGAAUAUUGGGUAGGUGGUAAAAAGGGUGGUAAAAUGUUCCUCCACAAUUCCAGUUAUAAUAAUGAAAUUAAACAAUUGUCAUAACACUGUAAUAGAUUUUAUAAGAAAAAAAAUAAAGGGAUGUCUGGGAAUUUUCCCAAAUGCCUGAUAAA